ACAAAACUAGAAGAAACCCGGAAAUGGAAACGAGUUAGAUGCUUUGCUUUUACUUGAGGCUGAGAGGAGUGAGAAAGGAAAGUGUAACAGGCACGUGUUCCAAAGAAGAGUUGAACAAACGCGCGGAGGUGAGCUCCCGUGGGACCUGCAGGGCGCUGGGUUUCCACCCCAGAGGAACCGAGGGCUCAGGAAGGAAGAUCCCGGGGCAGUCACGGCGAUGGCGUCGCCCUGGAGCCCCGCGGCUGAGACACGCCCGGCCUCACUCUCCAGGCGUGGGACCCCCGAGAGCGCCCGCGCUGGACGAGACAGGUCGCAAUCUUCUUCAACUCCGUCCGCUGCCAGACUCCGUCUACCACCACCUGGCAGCCAGAUCCCGAUCCGCCUUGCCCCGGGGCUCCUACACACGGCGGAGCUUCCUUCCCAGCUCCCCGGGCGGCGCCGACGUGAGGUCACUUCCGGUCGCCGACACGCACGUGGGAGGAAGUGCCACCAAAAGAAUGCAAUGGUGUAAAGAUUCCAGUGGAUGCCAGUAAACCUAAUCCAAAUGACGUGGAGUUCGAUAAUCUGUAUUUGGAUAUGAAUGGGAUUAUCCAUCCCUGUACUCAUCCUGAGGACAAACCAGCACCAAAAAAUGAAGACGAAAUGAUGGUUGCAAUUUUUGAGUACAUUGACAGACUUUUCAACAUUGUAAGACCAAGACGACUUCUCUACAUGGCAAUCGAUGGAGUGGCACCACGUGCUAAAAUGAACCAGCAGCGUUCGAGGAGGUUCAGAGCAUCAAAAGAAGGAAUGGAAGCAGCAGUCGAGAAGCAGCGAGUCAGGGAAGAAAUACUGGCCAAAGGUGGCUUUCUUCCUCCAGAAGAAAUAAAAGAAAGAUUUGACAGCAACUGUAUUACACCUGGAACUGAGUUCAUGGACAAUCUUGCUAAAUGCCUUCGCUAUUACAUAGCUGAUCGUUUAAAUAAUGACCCUGGGUGGAAAAAUUUGACAGUUAUUUUAUCUGAUGCUAGUGCUCCUGGUGAAGGAGAACACAAAAUCAUGGAUUACAUUAGAAGACAAAGAGCUCAACCUAACCAUGACCCAAAUACUCAUCAUUGCUUAUGUGGAGCGGAUGCUGAUCUCAUUAUGCUCGGCCUUGCCACCCACGAGCCCAACUUUACAAUAAUUAGAGAAGAAUUCAAACCAAACAAACCCAAACCAUGUGGUCUUUGUAAUCAGUUUGGACAUGAGGUCAAGGAUUGUGAAGGUUUACCAAGAGAAAAAAAGGGAACGCAUGAUGAACUUGCAGAUAGCCUUCCUUCUGCAGAAGGAGAGUUUAUCUUCCUACGGCUUAAUGUUCUUCGUGAGUAUUUGGAAAGAGAACUCACCAUGGCCAGCCUCCCAUUCACAUUCGAUGUUGAGAGGAGCAUUGAUGACUGGGUCUUCAUGUGCUUCUUUGUGGGAAAUGACUUCCUUCCUCACUUGCCAUCCUUAGAGAUUAGGGAAGGUGCAAUUGACCGUUUGGUUAACAUAUACAAAAAUGUGGUACACAAAACUGGGGGUUACCUUACAGAAAGUGGUUAUGUCAAUCUGCAAAGAGUACAGAUGAUCAUGUUAGCAGUUGGUGAAGUUGAGGAUAGCAUUUUUAAAAAGAGAAAGGAUGAUGAGGACAGUUUCAGAAGACGACAGAAAGAAAAAAGAAAGAGAAUGAAGAGAGAUCAACCAGCUUUUACUCCUGGUGGAAUAUUAACCCCUCAUGCCUUGGGUUCAAGAAAUUCACCAGGUUGCCAAGUAGCCAAUAAUCCUAGACAAGCAGCCUAUGAAAUGAGGAUGCAGAAUAACUCCAGUCCUUCAGUGUCUCCUAAUGUGAGUUUCUCAUCCGAUGGCUCCCCGUCUCCACUAGGAGGAAUUAAGCGAAAAGCAGACGACAGCGACAGUGAACCUGAGCCCGAGGAUAAUGUCAGGUUAUGGGAAGCUGGUUGGAAGCAGAGGUACUACAAGAACAAAUUUGAUGUUGAUGCAGCUGAUGAGAAAUUCCGACGUAAAGUGGUCCAGUCGUACGUUGAAGGGCUUUGCUGGGUUCUUCGGUAUUACUACCAGGGCUGUGCCUCCUGGAAGUGGUAUUAUCCGUUUCAUUAUGCACCAUUUGCAUCAGACUUUGAAGGUAUUGCAGACAUGCCUUCUGAUUUUGAGAAAGGCACGAAACCGUUUAAACCACUGGAACAGCUUAUGGGAGUUUUUCCAGCUGCAAGUGGUAACUUUCUGCCUCCGUCUUGGCGGAAGCUCAUGAGCGAUCCAGAUUCUAGUAUAAUCGACUUCUAUCCUGAAGAUUUUGCUAUUGACUUGAAUGGGAAGAAAUAUGCAUGGCAAGGGGUGGCUCUGCUGCCGUUUGUGGACGAGCGAAGGCUGCGGGCUGCGCUGGAGGAGGUGUACCCAGACCUCACUCCCGAAGAGACCCGGAGAAACAGCCUUGGAGGCGACGUGUUGUUUGUGGGGAAACAUCACCCACUCCAUGACUUCAUUUCAGAGCUAUACCAGACAGGGUCCACAGAGCCUGUGGAUGUGCCACCUGAACUGUGCCAUGGGAUUCAAGGGAAGUUUUCUUUGGAUGAAGAAGCUGUUCUUCCAGAUCAUGUAGUGUGUUCUCCUGUUCCCCUGUUACGGGACCUGACACAGAAUACUGCAAUCAGUAUUAAUUUUAAAGACCCACAGUUUGCUGAAGAUUACAUUUUUAAAGCUGUCAUGCUUCCAGGAGCAAGGAAGCCAGCAGCAGUUCUGAAACCUAGUGACUGGGAAAAAUCUAGCAAUGGGCGGCAGUGGAAGCCACAGCUUGGCUUUAACCGGGACCGGCGGCCUGUCCACCUGGAUCAGGCAGCUUUCAGGACUUUGGGCCACGUUAUGCCCAGAGGCUCAGGAACAGGCGUUUACAGCAAUGCUGCUCCUCCACCUGCGACUUACCAGGGCAGCCUAUACAGGCCACUGCUGCGAGGACAAGCCCAGAUCCCCAAACUCAUGUCAAAUAUGAGGCCCCAGGAUUCCUGGCGAGGACCUCCUCCUCUUUUCCAGCAGCAAAGAUUUGACAGAGGCGUUGGGGCUGAACCUCUGCUGCCAUGGAACCGGAUGCUCCAAACCCAAAAUGCACCCUUCCAGCCAAACCAGUACCAAAUGCUAGCCGGGCCCGGCGGGUGUCCACCAAGACGAGAUGAUCGCGGAGGGAGACAGGGCUACCCCAGAGAAGGAAGGAAAUACCCGCUGCCACCACCCUCAGGAAGAUACAGUUGGAAUUAAGCUUUCGUAAAGCUUUCCCAAGUCCUUUCAUCACUCUCCAGUUUUAUGCUAUUUGUGGAAAGGAGAUUUCUUUCUCAAGUAGUAGUUUUUAAUAAAACUACAGUACUUUGUGUAUUUCUUUUAACUGUGUAUAUUUCUACUGAUCUGAUCUCACUGUUUUAUGUUGCUUUCCAAAGAUGUGUGUUGCAUAAUACAGUGGAUCUGAAUUUAUUAUUGCUUGUAAACACAUUUGAUAGAAUAGGAAUACUGGUUUUUCAUUAUGAUUAAAAAAUCAAUCCAGCUGUGAAUUUCAAAACACAGUAUAUUCUAGAUCAUCCAAGAGCCAUGCUGAUUUUUAAUGCCCAAGAAUUAGGUAUGAACUUUUGAGCUGGAACCCUCAGCAAACUAGAAUAUAUAUUGUUCCGUAUUUCUUUGGAAACAUUUCAUUAAUGUACUUGUCUUACAGAAAUUUCUGGACUUUAGUAAAAAAAAAUAAAGCUAAACUUUAAAAACUC
Tupaia belangeri chinensis (Chinese tree shrew) is the source of this 3761-nucleotide messenger RNA. RefSeq names its product 5'-3' exoribonuclease 2 (gene XRN2). NCBI's taxonomy places the organism in Eukaryota, Metazoa, Chordata, Mammalia, Scandentia, Tupaiidae. Gene Ontology annotation, biological process: nuclear-transcribed mRNA catabolic process. Gene Ontology annotation, molecular function: RNA binding; 5'-3' RNA exonuclease activity. Gene Ontology annotation, cellular component: nucleus. The record is from RefSeq and is a predicted model, not a curated record.